Messenger RNA from Drosophila arizonae, 748 nucleotides. RefSeq lists its product as uncharacterized. NCBI's taxonomy places the organism in Eukaryota, Metazoa, Arthropoda, Insecta, Diptera, Drosophilidae. The record is from RefSeq and is a predicted model, not a curated record.
AUGAAAAGGUAUAUUUGCAUAGUACUGAUCCUCUUAAGUUGUACGCUGAGUUCUGCUCGGGCGCAAACAACGGAUAUCCCAGAAACCACAGAGAAUACGGUAACCACGGAUGUCCCAGAGAGUACUACUUUUAAGAUCCCAUUCUAUUACUGCCCUAGGUUUGAGGGCACUGCAGUAGAUCUGAAAGGCCUUUCCGGCUUCUGGUUUGAGACGGCUCGCGGCUAUAACCUGGAUAAAAUGGAAUGCCUGAACUACACAGUGCCCGACAGCCCCAACGAUAAGAACAUGGUGGAGCUGCAGCUUGAGUAUGUGGAUGCCGCCAACAGCAAAUGGGAUAGCGUCAAGAAAUCCACGUCGUUGCUCUGGGAUGAUAAUGCCAAGAAUGGCAUCUUCACAUGGAAUAUCGAGGAGUCUAGCAGUAAGACCGUCACCUAUAAGUUGCUUGAAACGGACCUUACUUCCUACGCCUUGUUCUGUGGCAACUCAGAUAGCACGAGCCUUCCGCUCUUCAAAGUCUGGACACGUAAUCGCCACCUGACUGACGAGCAGAAGAUCUUCAUCCAAGACAAGUUCAAGGAAAUGCUAAAUCUCCAGUACCUCAACUAUGUGGAGCAAUCAGAGGAAAAGUGCAACAACUCCGCCAUGAGAGCCGCCGGAGGAGCUUUUCUUGUACUGAUACUUGCGCUCAUCGCAGGUGCUAGAAAUAUUUAAGAUGUGAAUAACUACCUACUGAAGUAGCUUCUCCAUA